Blepharisma stoltei is the source of this 375-nucleotide messenger RNA. The record is from the annotation of a GenBank genome assembly. NCBI's taxonomy places the organism in Eukaryota, Ciliophora, Heterotrichea, Heterotrichida, Blepharismidae.
AUGGCACGAGUUCUUAUGGCAACUUCUUACGACGAGCAGUUUCCAGCUGAUAACAUCCUCUCCCAGCCUACCCGAGAGUUCUGGAUGAGCACAGGAGUUUACCCUCAAGAAAUUUUAAUUCAAUUGACUCCAGCCAAAUCAGUCAGAAGCAUCCGAUUUGUAUCAACAAAAGUGCGGCAAAUUGUAGUCGAGGGAAGUGAAGGCCCACAUCUAGGGAACUUCGUAAAAAUCGGGGAAACUGAAAUAGGUGAUUCGAGGGAUCUUCAGAGAGAAACUGUAGAGAUCAAUAGCACUAAGGUUUUUCAGUAUGUGAAGUUUGUGAUUGCUAGUGGGUGGAAUGAUUUCGUGAGUAUUCAUUCGUUAAGAUUUGAGUAA